UAAAAGGAUAAGUAAAAAUACACUCACAGGCACACAAAUGAAAUUUUCAGGAAAGAACUUUUCAACAUACUAGGGGGGAAAAAAACGAAAAAAAAAAAGACCUUUCUAUUUCUGUAAGCACCUUUAUACUGAACACAAUUUUUGUUCAAUUCUAAGACAUCCAUUUCUUUAAUUCUAGAUUAUGAAAGAAACAUGCAUUCCAGAGUUAUGGGAAUUCCAAAGUUAUGGACAACUUUCAGCUACUUCACAUGCAACAAAUAAUGGGAACCUUGUCUACCCCUAAACUUUCAGUUUUGUCAAAUAGAAACCUAGGUCAUGUCACAAUAAGAAGCAGCAUCCAAAUAUCUUCGGAAAAUGACUGGACGUUAUGUUAUGGGACAGAGCUUUUAACACUCUGCCAGAAAUCUUCCUACAAAUGGUGAUCGAGAUGAAAUAGUAUUUUGGUACUCUAUAAAGACAAGAUAUUAGAAUGCUAUUUGGUUUUUUGAGACUUGAGUCACAUACCUUUCCGGUGGCUGUUGAACCAGUAAAGGAAAUUUUAGACACUAGGGGAUCCGUGCAAAGUGCUUCCCCUACUUCCUUGGCCUUCUUUUGAGAGCAGGGAAUAACGUUGUAUACACCCGGAGGAAUUCCAGCCUGGUCUGCAAGCUGUAAAGAGAAACAGCAAACGUGGCAGCAAAUGAUCAAACUGGAAAAACAGAAAAGAGAAAUAAAUAGAUGUUUUAAUCUAAAAAGUAAUGGCAAAAAAAAAAAAUAAACUAGGCUGACUUUAGGGACAGAAUAUAUUUGGAACUGAAAUAAGAUUCUUAAUAGUGCUAAUGUGAUAUUAAUAUGAAUGUGUUGUUGGAAGUUUCUGUAUGAAUUUAAGCACUAUUUUAUUGUGUGUGUGUGUGUGUGAGAAUACAUAUAUGUAUAUUUCCUAGCCCUGACACUAAAAGGCCUAGAAACAAUGACCAGCUAGUAGCAAUGACCAUCCCUAGUGCCCCAAAUGUAGUCUUAAAAUAUAAUUUCCUACCAGAAGAAAUAAGGGCUUUCUGCAAAAAUGGUUAAUCCCAGGUCUGAGGCAAGAAAUAUAUAUAAUAAGUCUAAAAUAUCUUGUCAUACUAGCAAGGAAGGUCUCAAAAACUGUUAAGAGUUAUGUUAAAAGAUAGAAGAGCCAACUCGAAGAGGCUGCCAUUGGCCAAAACUGGGGGCAAUCUGAGCUUCCUCAAGGAUAAUAACCACAGCAAACUGAAACUCAUCAAAUACGUUAAAAUCUACUAGCACAUAAUGCUACUAACAGACUAAUUGGGAACCUUAGGCAGAUGACAGGAAUAGAUGCAUUAAUUUGGAAAACUAAAUAAAAAGAAAGAAUCAAACAUACUGUCUUUCCUAUGGGAAUUUACCAUGGGGUAACCACACAGGAGAUGAUGGGUAGCUUUGAUUUACAGAAGUGGUCUGGUGAAUAAAUGAAAGAAAAAGGAAAGAAUUCAAAUAUCACCAUUUUUGCACUCCUAAUGAAUUAACAGACUGAGUGGCAUUGCACAGCAAUGGCUGCAAAUAUGAAAAUGGAGACACCCAGACAUUACUCGCCUCCUGACAAAAGGACACAAAAUGGGAUCGAACCCAAGUCUGAGGAAGCGUCUGGUUGCAGCUGCCAAUCUGUGGAAAGUGCAGCAGACAGAGGAACCCAGUGCAUGAGAGGCUCACCGCGGCCAAGGCCAGCGCAGAGAAGGGCGUGUCCUCGGCAGGUUUCACCACUACCGUGCAGCCUGCUGCCAGGGCGGCCCCCACCUUCCUCGUGAUCAUGGCGCUGGGGAAGUUCCACUGGAUCAGAAGAGAGAGGAGAUUCUGGUCAGGAGUGCUGAUUGCACUGGGCUCCCUCUGCCCUAGAAGUUCACCGUGUGGCAUUUCAACACACGUAGAAAUAGGUCACAGAGCUCUGGAGCUUCUCCACCUUCAGGAUAGGACUGUUAACUACAAAGAGCUGUUACUUGAACACCAGGAUGCAUAUCAGGCUGGAACCGUGUUUCCUGAUGCCUUUUACCCCAGAAUCUGCGGAAGAGGACAAUUUCAUGAAGUGUCAGAAAGUACUCACUGGACUCCAUUUCUUAAUGCAAGCAUUCAUUAUAUCCGGGAGAACUACCCCCUUCCCUGGGAUAAGGACACAGAGAAACUGGUAGCUUUCUUGUUUGGAAUUACCUCUCACAUGGUGGCAGAUGUCAGCUGGCAUAGCCUGGGUAUUGAACAAGGAUUCCUUAGGACAAUGGGAGCCAUUGAUUUUCACGGCUCCUAUUCUGAGGCACAUCCGGCUGGUGAUUUCGGAGGAGAUGUGUUGAGCCAGUUUGAGUUUAAUUUUAAUUACCUCUCACGGCACUGGUAUGUGCCUGUUGACGAUCUCCUGGAAAUUUAUAAGAAACUCUAUGGCCGAGAAGUCAUCACCAAAAAUGCCAUUGUUGACUGUUCAUACCUCCAGUUCUUGGAAAUGUAUGGUGAGAUGUUAGCUGCUUCCAAGCUUUAUCCCACUUAUUCUAGAAAGUCCCCAUUUUUGGUGGAACAAUUUCAAGAAUACUUCCUAGGAGGACUGGAUGAUAUGGCAUUUUGGUCCACUAAUAUUUACCGUCUAACAAGUUUCAUGUUAAAGAAUGGGACCAGUAACUGCAACCUACCUGAGAACCCUCUGUUUAUCGCAUGUGGCAGCCAGAAAAACCAUACCCACAGCAGCUCAAAAGUACAGAAAAGUGUUUUUCAUAGAAACGUGACUGCAGCCCUAACUAAAGAUAUUGGAAAAAAUAUAAACUAUACCAAACGAGGAGCGUUCUUUAGUGUGGAUUCCUGGACUGUGGAUUCCUUAUCUUUCAUGUACCAGUCUUUGGAGAGGAGCAUACAGGAAAUGUUUACUGGCAGCUCUCCGCCACUGAAUCAUGUUUCUAGCCCCUCAGCAUCUUACUACUUGUCAUUUCCCUACACAAGGCUUGGUUGGGCGAUGACCUCGGCUGACCUCAACCAGGAUGGGCACGGUGACCUGGUGAUGGGCGCCCCGGGCUACAGCUGCCCCGGCCACGUCCACGUGGGGCGCGUGUACCUCAUCUAUGGCAGCGACCUGGGCUUGCCCCUCGUCGACCUGGACCUAGACAAGGAGGCCCAUGUGAUCCUGGAGGGUUUCCAGCCUUCAGGUCGGUUCGGCUCUGCCGUGGCCGUGCUGGACUUUAACAAGGACGGCGUGCCGGACCUGGCCGUGGGAGCCCCCUCAGUGGGCUCCGAGAAGCUCACGUACACAGGUGCGGUGUACAUCUACUUCGGUUCCAAACAAGGAAGACUAUCUUCUUCCCCCAACAUCACCAUCUCUUGCCCGGACACGUACUGUAACUUGGGCUGGACACUCUUGGCUGCAGAUGUGAAUGGAGACAGUGAACCUGACCUGGUGAUUGGCUCCCCUUUUGCUCCAGGUGGAGGGAAACAGAAGGGAAUUGUGGCUGCGUUUUCUUCUGGCUCCAGCCACAGCGACAAAGAAGAGCUGAACGUGGAGGCGGCGAACUGGAUGGUGAGAGGCGAUGAGGACUUCGCCUGGUUAGGAUACUCCCUUCAUGGUGUCAGUGUCAACAACAGGACUUUGCUGUUGGCUGGGAGCCCGACCUGGAAGAACACCAGUAGUCUGGACCAUUUGUUCCACACUCGUGAUGAGAAACAGAACCCUGGACGGGUAUUUGGCUAUUUCCCGCCAAAUUGUCAAAGCUGGUUUACCAUUUCUGGAGACAAGGCAAUGGGGAAACUGGGUACCUCCCUGUCCAGCGGCCAUGUGAUGAUGAAUGGGACCCGUACACAAGUACUGCUGGUUGGGGCCCCGACUCAAGAUGUCACGGCUAAGAUGGCAUUCCUGACCACGACCUUGCGCCAAGGUGGAAGCACUCGGAUGUACAAACUGCCACCUGACUUGCAGCCUUCUCUGCUCAGCACCUUCAGUGGAGACCGCCGCUUCUCCCGAUUUGGUGGCGUUCUGCACUUGAGUGACCUGGAUAACGAUGGCUUAGAUGAAAUCAUCAUGGCAGCCCCACUGAGGAUCACAGAUGUAACCUCUGGACUGAUGGGGGGAGAAGAUGGCCGUGUCUAUGUGUAUAAUGGCAAAGAGGUCACCUUGGGCGACAUGACAGGCAAAUGCAAAUCGUGGGUAGCUCCAUGUCCAGAAGAAAAGGCCCAAUAUGUAUUGAUUUCUCCUGAAGCAGGCUCAAGGUUUGGGAGCUCUAUGAUCACUGUGAGGUCAAAGAAAAAGAACCAAGUUGUCAUCGCUGCUGGAAAGAGUUCUCUGGGAGCCCGACUCUCCGGGGCACUUCAUAUCUAUAGCCUCGGCCAAGAUUAAAGGUUUCACUCCAUUUUCCUAACCUGCCCCUCCCUCUCUCAUGCCAAGUCAUCUCCAGGGUGAGCGUUCUGGUGGACAGAGUGAUGCCUCCAGUGGAGCCUUGUAGCUCCCACCACAGGUGGGGCUCCUGGGGGUGGAGACAUACACACUAACAGCCAAACUAUCUGGAAAUAGGAUACAGUAAAUGGGGACAACAUCAGAAGCAUGUGAAACAGCAAAUACUCUGGUUAGUCAUGUCCCCUUCCAAAGGUUGUUUCCUUUGUACCUAAACUUAUUCCUAACUUGUUUCCUGUGCUCAGACCUGCUGUACAACCUAUUUCCUCUUCCACAUGAGUACCUGUGUCUGAUGACUGGAUAAGGCUUCUCUCUGGUUAUCUCUUAGGAAAACCUCUAACACAAUUCUUCCUAAAAAUGUCCUUUUAAAGUUGGUGACCCAUUCCAAUCAAACAAAUAGAAAGCACCGUAUACAGGAAAAAGGCACAAAGAGGAGAAACAGAGUGAGGAGAAAAGUAAGGGGUGAGGCAUAACCUCACAACUCCAAAAUCAUCUUGCAAAUGCUAUGGUCCUUUCUUAUGAGGAUGAUUGUAUUUUCUAUGUUUCAUAUAGUGAAAGACAAAUAUAAAAAGUAAAACAUCUUACUGUGCCCUCAGAUGCUUUCGGAGAAACGACUGUUCUAAUGGCAGAUGAACCUAGUGAGCUAGCCUGAAGUCAUCCCAUGAAGCCUUGGGUGCAUUAGGCUGCCACAAGCUGUGCCAACAGAACUAGAGCAGAAAGGAGAGAGAUCUGUCCUGAGCCAGAGGCCAGGGACCAAGAGGAGUGAGGCAGGCCUUGGCCGCCCUUGUUUCUGGGCUGGUUUUAGCAGAGUAGAUCUCAUCUGCCAGUCCUGCAGGGUGGCAUAUUUAAGGGAAAGGAAAUGUACCAUAGGAUUUCAGCUUCACUAAAAAUCUGCAGGCAUUAUUAUCCAUAAACAGUAACUAGUUGAUUCUCUAUCAGUCAGGGUACAACCUCUUUCUUCUGACACUAGUGAACUGAUACUAAAAAGCAGGAGAAAAUUAAAAAUGACCAGAGCCCUUCUCUUAGCUUCUCUGGAGGCAGUACAGAGACUGGUCAAAGGAGACAGGAAUCCAGCUGAAGAGUAAGCUAAAUCAGAAAUCAAGGAAAAGCUAGUAGAAUUACAACUGUGAGCAUAAGGUGAGUAUGUAUAUAGGAAAACAGCAUAAACAGGCACAUACCUAGAUAGGACCUCUGGAUCACUCCUGGGACUGUCUCAUCUUUCUGAAAGAGGUAUGCUAGCUGCAUGGUUCCCCUAUGGCACAGCGAAAAGCACACAGAAACACAGUAUGGUUUUUGGUUAACAAUUAUUGGCAGCUCAACCUAUUUGAAGAAUUCCUAUUUUGAAGAAUUAUUUUUAAUUAAAAGGAAGUUUAUUUUUAGGGGACCAGAAAUCAGCUGUAAUUAUGAGUUUUUAUGAAUUGAGACGUCUGAGUGUAGAACAAGCUAAUGACACUGCAUUUUAGUAAAGGCAUGUUUUCACUAUUGGAUUAGAAGGACGCAUACCUUCAUAUUGCCAUUAUUAUAGAAAGUGUUAUGCUUUACUAAAUGAUAGGGCCUAUGUUUAAACAUGAUUAUUCUUUACCUGAGGAUUUUUAUUUUCUCAAUGCCUGAACAUACCACAUAGCAAGAAGCAGGAGGAGAGGGUUAAAAUUUACAACGUUAGAAGCAGGUUUUCAUAUAGGAUAUCAAACCAUACUAACCCCAUAUUCAAAAUUAUAUAAACUGUACUUCUACUGAGUAUAUGGCAAAUAUGUAAAAACCCAGCGUACAGGAAAAAAGUCUAAUACCUGACAGUCUAAUGUAUUAUCCUAAUAGGUGGAUUAAAUUUUCACUCCACUAAGUAUUAACUGCAGUUCCAAGCAUUGAUUCUGAAAUACUUAACAAAAAUACCUUAGGGAUUUAAUCUCUCCUGAACACAAACCUGAACUUAUACAAUUUAACUCAAAAUUACCUUUAAGAUGUCAGAACACAUUUACAUAUUUGCAAUUUUUAUCUAUUACCUGUAUAUGCCAAAACUUUCAUCAAGGCUUCAAUACUGGAAUUGUUCUAUGCCUUUGUAUCACAGACCUACAGAGAUUUGAAGUGAGUUUGGGAAUAAACUCAGGUCUCUGAAUUCCCUAUUCCAUGCUCAAUCUGCAUAGCUAUUACUAAGGUAAUGACAAUAAAUCCUGAAUUUAGAGUGAGUUUAAUAUUGCAAUUCCAAAACAUAAAGCUUGUACAACUCUUGGAAUAACUCACCAAAAUAAACGGCUUUUUAAUAUGACUAUUUAGUGGUUAUCAGUCUUUAUCAAGGAUGAAACAAGUGUUAAUAGCAUCUUAAAAUGACGUCUAUUCUUGUCACAUUUUCUUAAAGGCCUUACAAAGGCAAUCUGUUAAGAAUAUCAUUCCUUGUACUUAUACAUGUUAAACAGAAUACGACUGCCUGCUUACUCAUAACUGAAUGUUUGGUGUUCUUUCACCUUACUUACAUACUCCGUCUAUUUAAAUUCAAAAUUUAAAACUGCUGAACAUUUUUUUUUUGGCAUAAGCUAUUAUUUGAGGGCUCUUUAAUAUAAGAAGCAUCCUGCUACCUAUCACCAAAGCAGAGCUAGCUGACAUCUGGAAAUCAUACUUGAUUUAACCACCUUCAAGAAAUUUAAACCAUUAGUACCUUCCCUUUAUCAGACUUAUGAGGUAGUUGCAUUUAUUCUCCCAUUUAUUGAUGCGACAUGACUCAUCAAAAAUUUUAUGUAAGCCCACAAACUAAGCAACAUCAGAAAGAAAAAAAGACCAAAAUUCUAUCCUAUGCCUGAUCUUAACCAAAUCAAGUUUUGCCCUCUGGACUUCCAAUUCUUCAUAGGUCACAGUUAAGUGAUAUUUAUUACCUUAUUUUACAGUGAUGACCUGAGAUCACAAAUAGCAGCAGUGUGCUCUGAGGUGUACCAGAGAAGAGUGCCCUGUGAAAUCUAAAUAUUGUCAAAGAUACUUUAUCCUGGAAAUCAUCAAACAGAUGUAUGAUGCUACUCACAUUCCAACAACCACACCAUAAAGUGUGUUCCAAGACAAGCCCAGCCUGCUUUAUGCUAUUCUAAUGUCCUCUCAUAACCAGACAUGGGAACGGGGAAAACUUGUAACUUUUCUUUCAAAUCGGCUACUAGAAGAUCACUUUUAUUCCUAGCACUAAACCACCUGGUAAAUGGACCCCUAAACUCCCUCAUAUGACAUAUUAGGGUAUCAGGUAUCCUCCAACAUCAUCAGGGUAUGCCUAUUUAUUUUACUACUAAAUUUGUAGCGCAAGAGCUGCUCUGAACACUCUAGAAUCUUCUAUGCAUCUUUUGGGGGCAAAUAUAACUGUCAUGUUCUAUUGCAUAACUGUACUUAACCUCCAGAAAAUAAUUUGGGUUCGCUAAAAAGUUCGUUCAGGUUUAUAAACCCAACAUUAAAAGAGGCAGAAGAUGUUAAGUACGAUAGGAGCUUUUUUUUUUGCGGUAUGCGGGCCUCUCACCAUCGCGGCCUCCCCCGUUGUGGAGCACAGGCUCCGGACGCGCAGGCUCAGCGGCCAUGGCUCACGGGCCCAGCUGCUCCGUGGCAUGUGGGAUCUUCCCGGACCCGGGCACGAACCUGUGUCCCCCGCAUCAGCAGGCGGACUCUCAACCACUGCGCCACCAGGGAAGCCCCAGGAUAGGAGCUUUGAGACAUACAAAUAUCAGUCAUUUGUUUUAAACCCAAAUCUGAUUGUGAAAACAAAAAGGUAUCACAAUUUUAAAGUUUAUCUACCCUCUUGUUUUAGGAAGCCCACCUGUCAACCUCCAAGGUGUAGGCAAAUAGAUUAACUAGGCUACAUAUAUUUUCCUUUUUGGGGUGACAUGUCUAUCUGUUCUAAAAACCAGGGAAUGACCAAAACAGCUAUAAAGCAGUAAUAGAAUGGAAAUUCUUUCGGCUCAAUUCCCAAAAGCUUUAAUUAUAGUCAAGCAAAGAAAAAUAGUUUCAUUGGUUGAGAAAGUAAAAUUCUGAUUAACUGGAAUCUAUGUAAAGCUGACAUUAAACUCAUUUCCUUUUUUUUUAUUCCUUUUAUAAAAGGGGGGCAAAUACAAGAAAAUAAGGUUAUGUCAAAGACUGCUUUAAAGCACAAACUCCGAGAGUUUGUUUUAAGGUUAAUAUAUAUUCUGCUAGCUUUUCAGUCACCUGAGAGUGACAAAUUCACAAGAAUGUGAUUCCUUGUACUAAGAACUAUGGCAACCUGGUCUCAUAACUGUGGGCUUCUCAAGUUUCCAGGCUUCAUUUGGCAUGAGGUUGCACUUUUGUUGACAUGUAUAAAUUAAAUAAAAUUGAUACCACAAUCUAUUCUUGUGUUAAGUUAAUCUCUUAAGUUUGUAGGAAAUAAAACUUUGGCGUUUUACAAAGCAAGCGCUUUGUUUCUUUACUCAGAAUCCUGAAAAUGCAAUUAAGUUCUAGUACUGUGACUGCUGUUAAUAUUUUUAACAUCAGACACUACAAUUUAAAUGUCAGUGGGUUUUUCCCCAAGUCUCUGACUCUUAUAAAAGAAAAUAAUAGAAGAAUAUCAGAAUUCUCCCGUGACUACCAUAAAAAAAUAAUUCAGUUUCCACCGGGUUGUGCCUAACGGUUUGU
Globicephala melas (long-finned pilot whale) is the source of this 8998-nucleotide messenger RNA. RefSeq names its product glycosylphosphatidylinositol specific phospholipase D1 (gene GPLD1). The record is from RefSeq and is a predicted model, not a curated record. Gene Ontology annotation, cellular component: extracellular matrix; extracellular region. Lineage: Eukaryota; Metazoa; Chordata; Mammalia; Artiodactyla; Delphinidae. Gene Ontology annotation, molecular function: GPI anchor phospholipase D activity.